GUCCAUCGCCAACUGCCGCCCCGACAUUCCCGAACGUCGCGACCGAACGCGCGCUAGCCGACGAAUCCGCUCGCCGUCGCCACCGCCAUCGACACAACGACUCCGUGAAAAUUCAAAAAAAGAACAAAUUCCAAAUUUGGGAACGCGUUCGUGUUUAUUCAAGUGAAAACUUUUUUUUUUAUUGUCGUGCCAAAGUGACAGUGUGUGGUGGAUUUUCGAGUUUUUUCCGUGAUACCGCGAUGCCGAUACGUGCGUGACACACCGGGUUGACUUGUCUCAAUCCGCGCGAUGUCGCAGCAGCCGCACGGGAGGGGGCGCGCGCGGGCGCCCUCCCCCUCCUCGCUGCACUACCGUCCGCCCUCGCCCUGGGCGCCCAGCCCGCCACCCCUCAUCUCUGGCCCGCGCCACUCUACCGCGCUUGUCUCCCCUCCCCCAGUGCAGCCCUCUCCAAAACCUUUCCGUCCCCUCCACUCCCCCCAUUUCCGACCUCACUCGCCCUCCCCCAGUUCCCACUUCUCGAUCUCCCCAUACCCGAUGUCCCCGACCUUGGGCCAAAGUCCCGAGUACUACUACUCGUCGCCGUACGAACCGAUUCGGGAAUACGACUACGCGGGUCCGGAGCCCCCGCCGCCGCCGCGCCCCAUGAUCUUUGAAGAGGAGGAAGAAGACCGCGGCCCUUCCACCGCGGAGAUCAUCGCCAACCAGUCUCAGGAGGGCUACGUUGACGAGAAACUUGCCGAGUACCAGGCUACCAUACAACUCCUACAAGAUGAGCAAGAAAGAGUGCAGAAAAAGACUUUUGUUAACUGGAUCAAUUCACAUUUGUCAAAGCGCAUUCCGCCGCUUCGUAUCGACGACCUGAUCUACGACUUGCGCGAUGGCACCAAGCUGCUGGCGCUGCUCGAGGUGCUCUCCGGGGAGAAGCUGCCGAUGGAGCGUGGCCGCGUACUUCGUCGUCCGCACUUCCUCUCCAACGCGAACACGGCGCUGCGCUUCCUUGCCGGCAAGCGCAUCAAACUUGUCAACAUCAACGCCGCGGACCUGGUAGACGGCAGGCCUGCCGUCGUCCUCGGUCUUAUCUGGACCAUCAUAUUGUAUUUCCAGAUCGAAGAGAACAGCAGAGCGCUGGAGUACCUGGGUGGGUCGCGCUGCGCAUCCGUACUUUCGCAGGAGUCAGGCGCCGCGACACCAACACACCGCGCCGAGGACCGGUGGAAGCAAGGGGCCAAGAAGACGCAACUUACAAAAGCAAAAUUAGCAACUUGGACCGCUAAAUGCACCAGAGUUGAACACGUCCGUGCCUUAUUAGAUGACUAUGACAAUUUCGUAACUAAAAACAAGAUUUUCCAAGAAUUUGACAAAGCCUACGUUGACAUUAAGCAGGUAGCAGAAGAAUAUAAAAGAGUAUGUGAAGUAGACAGAACUGAAGCGAGAGAAAUUGAUGCGUUCUUGAGAGAAAUUUCGGAAACGUGGCGAAGAGUCGCCUCCGACGUCAGAUGCGCAAGAAGCGUCCUCGAAGAGGUGAUCGCUCACUGGGAGCGGUGGACUGUGUUAGUGGAACAAUUCACCACUUGGCUGGACAAGGCUCAACAUAUGUUAAGAGUAUCCGAAGACGAGGGUUUGGAAUUCUUCCACGAUCUAACGGUUUGGAAAGAGAGACACCAGCUUUUAGGCGAGACGGCUGGAUUUUUGGCUGCGACAUGCACUGAAGAAAUAAGUUCAGAGGUCAAGAGAAAAUACGUGGAGAUCACUGAAAGAUGGGAACGCGUAUGGGAUGAGGCUGAGCGGUACGUCCGUGGUGGUGAUGCUCUGCGCCACCGUCGCGAGCUGGCGUCCGGCAUCCAGAAGUUGGACAACUGGUUGUCGAGUGCCGAAAACCUGCUGUCCCGGCAGCCGCGCGCCAGCACCGUGGAGAUACAGACCUACAUCGACAAGCUGGUGCAGCUCAACUCAGAAAUUGAACACCAUGAAGAGUUAUUUAAAACUAUUAGCAGGACCUUCCAAAACGCGAUUGCUGAUCUACCCCGCGACGAGGUCGAGUCCAACAUGACGAAACUGAAGCAACAGAAGGAAGCGCUAGUGAGAGUGCGGGCCACGGUGCCCGUUAAGGUGCACCAGUAUAGACAGCUGCUCGUGCAGCACGAAUCACUGGAGAGCGGCCAGAAAGAGAUCGGCCAGUGGCUGGACAAGGCCGAUGAGCUACUAAGGACCACCACAGAAACGAGAAGAGAGGUAAUAGAAGAACGUUAUGAGGUACAUCGCACGUUCUUCUCCCGCACCACUUACUACCGCUCUAUGUUGGAGAGCAAGAACAAAGUAUUCCAGAACAUCGUCAGAGCUGCUGACGUCGACCGCAGCGCUGAUGUCACCGAUCAAGUUCGGCUAAUGAAGGAUCUAAAUGAUAGAUUUGCUCACAUAUCUUCGGAGGCUACCCGUAAAGAAUCAGAGCUACAGCGUCUUGUGCGAGCGUGGGAUGAAUUCGAGACAAAGAAACGUGCCGUUGAAGAAUGGGCGUCGACUGCGGAGUCUCUUCUCUCCGAUAAGAGAGUGGACUCAAAGCAGGCUGUUGACUUCCACAAGAGGUUUUUCCAGGGCGCGGAUGAGAGAGCUGUGUCCGAGCUCGUUCGUUCUGGUCGGGAGCUAAUUGAGCUGGUGAAUGCGGAGGACAGGCCUCGAGUUGUGCAGACAGUUGAGGAGUUACAACGUCGCUGGAAGGAGCUGUUAGACCGAGCGCCGCCACACCUCAUGCGAUUGGAGUUCCGUCUAGAUGAGACUGUAUUCCAUCAUUGUAUUAAAGAUAUUGAAAAGGAGCUUGUUUAUGAAGAACAGGCCUACAACCAAAGUGACGAUGCAGAUGGUAUUCUUAUCAGGAAUGAGAUGUACUUCCGCAACCAAGGGAAGGUAAUGCAAGUGGAGCAAUGCCUCCAGAACCUCAAAAAGAUCUCAACAAGUUACACACAGCAAACUGGAGAUACAGUGUUAGAUGAGGAGGUCCGAAAAUGUGAACAGCAAUGGGAAUCAACUGUUCACCGAGUAGAACAUUUCAGACAACAAUUGCAAAGGAUUCCAGCGAAAUGGGAUGCUUAUAGAGAGAAAUUCCAAGAUAUGCAGAAGUGGAUGGACCAUGUUGAUAAGACAAUGGACAGUAUUGUCAGAGAAGUGGACUCCGCUGAGGCAUUUGAAAGGGAAAAGACUAUAUUCCAGAACAUCUGCCGCGAAGCUGACAGGAAACGUGAAGACAUGAAGUGGUUAGUUCAGACAUUGGAUAUGCUCACACAUCACUGCUCCGAGAUGGAGGCUCAGGAUGAACAGAUUAAACUAGAAAAUCUUAUACAGAGAUAUAAAAAUCUUAUUCCAACUAUUGAAAUAACCAUGAUAAAGACGGAAACAUACACCAGAUGUUAUACAUACAGACGUGAAGUCCAUGAAGUGAUCUGUAUAUUGGAAAGUGCUCAGAAACAGGCCAUGGUGGAGCCUGAACCUCAAUCCCUGCAGCAAGUAGAACAGCUAGUCCUUGAGCAACAAGCGGCUGUGCAGAAGUUGGACCGACAUCGGCCUUCUGUUAUGUCAAUGCUGCAACGCGGCAAAGAACUUAUCAAGGAUGCUAAUGCUCCAGCAUUUGUAAGAGAAGAUGUAAGGAACUUGGAAACCGGCUGGAACUCUGCCUACGAAACUUCAACCGACCGACUGUACAAGCUACGUGAUACACAAAAGGUGUGGUCCAACUAUGAAUAUCAGAAAGAGGAGUUGCUUUCAGAUAUCGAUAAGAUUGAAAACUACGUCGCUCACCCAGGCUUAGAAUUGGGCGUGACAAAUAUUAGCCGUGAACUACAUGAAACUAAAGUUAUCAAUGAAGACAUUGAGAAAGCUAAGAAGGAAAGGCUGCCGCAGUUACAACAAGCAUACGCUGAACUGCAAUCGCUCACAGCUAACAAGCCUAAACCUGUUAUCGAAAAAGAUUUGGAAACAAUCGGAAGAAAAUUGGAAAGGGUUCAAGAUGAAGUUCAUACAAAAGUCGAGCAUUUGGAGAAAUUUAACGAGGAGUGGGUUAAAAUCGAGCGUAAACUGGAACAUGUUCGUGAAUGGAUCAAGAAGGAAAGUCCAGCGUUGAUUUCUGAAAUACGUUCGGAUAAUAUUUCCCCAGAGGAAAGAGUCGAGAAGUCGCAAAGCUUGCAGAAAGUAGUUGCAGAAAAGCUACAUGUUAUUAAAAAUGUUGCUGACCAGGGAACUAAGUUGGCUGUUGAACAUCGUGUGCAGGACGCUAACAGACUUAAGGGUGAGGUCGCCCUGUUAGAGAAAAUGAUGGCCGACUUGCAACGGUCUACAGAACAUCAAACAAAAGUGGUCGAACACGACCUCGCGAGUUGGCAAAAAUAUCAAAAAGGUGUUGCCGAAAUCAAACCAUGGAUUGAAGAGGCAGAGAUUAAAUUGGGUACCGUGCCCAAACCGUCGUCGUUACCUGAAGCCCAACAACUUCAACAACAGUCUAGGGCUUUAGUUACAGAUUGUGAAAAGCAACUAAUGAAUUUGCAGAUUCUAUCUAGUGUUAGUCAUCAAUUAUCUGGAAAAAGUAGUGCCCCUGACGAAGUAGACGCAAUUCAUUCUCGCUGGGCUGUGGUUCACGACCAAGCUGACCAAUGGAACAACAAACUGGAAAAACUCAUUGUUAAUUGGGAGAACUUUGAGAGGGAAGCAGAAAAAAUUGAGAGUUGGAUAGAAAACGGUGAAAAAAUGCUGAGUAGCCGGAACAUAACAGUUGAGUCACCACAGGUGGAAAAAUUAGACAGAGAAUUGAAUAAACUUAAGUCAUUUGGCAAUGAAAUUUCGCAGCAGCAAGCUAAAAUUAUUACGUUAUCUCAGACGUGCGAUAGCAUCUGCCAUAACAUUCAGCCGGAGGGUGCAACCUUAUUGAAAAACAAGGUAUCGGAUAUUAAAGAACGUACAAACACUCUCGCAGAAACUGUUCGAAGUAAAGUAAAUGAACUUUCAGAUAAAAUUAUUGUCCGCCAAGAAUUUUUGACUAAACUUCAUAACUUCGACAAUUGGAUUAAUGAUUUCAGAAGAAAAACAGAAAGCUUUGAUCAAGUAGAUGCCGGUAAAGUUGAACCAUCGCUGCAAUCUAUGCACGUCUUGCUUCAGGAACAUGCCGCUAAAGCUCCUGAAUUUGCUGAUAUUUACAAUGAAGUUAAAAAUAUGACUCUAACAUCACAUCCUGAAGAAUCUCGUACUUUAAGUGACACGUAUUCAAAUAUAGCGGAGCAUUAUCAAUUGAUCGAAUCGAAUAUUCAACAAAAUAAAGCCAUAUUGAAAAAGUGGUCCGAUUUGCUAAAUUGGUAUGAAGAUACAAAGCAACAAUUAGGUCAUAUUCAGUAUCAAAUUGAGGGACCGAAACUCACACCUGAGAGCUAUGAAGUGUUGCGUCAAGAACUUGUCAAUGUUAUAACAAAAGUACCUGAGAUGAAGAGCAAUGUUGUUCUGCUAGAUGGUCCAUCUAAGGUUAAGGUGACUGAUCAAAACACAGGCAGAAUAAUUUCACCUGUAAGUUUAGUAAAAGAAAUCGAGGUUAAAGCUGAAGCUUUGCUUAACCAAGUCACAUCCAAACGAGAUUUGGUACAGAAGGUUGGUGCGAGAUGGGAUAAAUUUAACCUGCAACAUCAAGCCGUAUCGGAAGUUUUACAUAAUGUUCAAUCAACUUUAAAUGAUAUGGCCCAAAAACCGGUACCAUUAACAGAAGCUACUAUUCAAGAUUUAUCAGAGCAGCUGGAUACUCUAGACACAGAACUUAAAGAAAAGCAAUCUGUUAGGAAAGAGCUGCGCGAAGAAGGUUUACAUUUGAUGAGAGAAGAUCAACCUAAUAUGGGAACAAUUCAAAAUUCACUAUCGGCAGCUGACCAUAACUGGGAUCAAGUAGUUAACAGCGUGCGUGAUACUAAAAAUAGGUACAUAUUACUAUCUUCAACAUUACAAGAGUUAAAGAACUUUACUGUGGCAUUUGAUAGAGAAAUGAGCAGAGCUCAACAACUACACAACGAGUGCAAGGACGCUCCGAACGACUACGUGCAAACUGCUCAAGCUUUAGAUAAAGCAAGAAAAUCCUAUGAAAUUCUUAAACGAUCUAAGGGUCUGUUAGAUCAAAUGGAUGUUAUCAAACAAUCGGUCCUAAAACAAGCCUCUACACUUGGAGGUUUCGACACGAGUCCUUUAGAAAAUGCAUUCUUGGAAUCCCAAACACAAUGGGAAAAAGAGAAUGAUGCCAUUAUUAAAAGAAUUCAAGAUUUGGAAUCGCAACUUCUCGUUUGGCGACAAAUCGACGACACGAAGAAUCAAGUUGUAACUUGGUUAAGUGAAACUGGUCAAAAUUUAUCAAAUGCCUGUGAUAAUUUAGAAAUUAGAUUUGGACAAAAUCACCUUACGAAAUACAAAGAAGAGUUACCGAUUUACACAGGACUCAAAAACAGUAUAAAAGCUAAAUGUGAACAAAUAACAAACCUAAAUAAAAAUAUUCCUAUGGGUCAAGUUUCAUCGAUCAUUGGUUAUCUUGAUGACGAAUUCGAAGCUUUGCAAACACUGGCCACUAAUUUAGAGAGCGCAGUGUCGUCCUUGGAGUCUAAAGAAAACAAAUUAAAGGAGAAAAUAAAACGCCUGUCUGAUAAUAUUAGCAAAAUUAGGGACGAUAUUAUCAAAUGCGACGAUAUGUCUGGCGAUAAUUCUAAGAUUUUAGAUCGCUUGAAGAAAUGCCAAUCGUGUAAAGUUGAAUUACAAAAUCUAAGUGAUGAAAUUGAUAAUCUAUCUCAAUCCGUCUCUGAAAUGAAUGAUAAUUAUCCAGGUUUUUACGAAUCACUGGUGCCAAAAGAACUUAGCACCUUACAAAAGAGAUUUGAAAGCGUUUUAGUACAUGCAAAUAAAACUGAAAUAACUCUUUUAACAUUCCUGCAAAAACUUUUUACUGAUAAACUCAGUAUGUUUAAUAGGAAUUUGAAGAUUCUGGACGAUAAAACGAGAUGGUGUGUACCUGAUGUGUCAAGUGACAAAUAUAAUUUGGAAGUUAAAACUGCCGCUCUUGCUGACGUUGAAAGUGGGAUUGCAGAUUGCAAACAAAAAAUUACGGAAUUAAAGGAAGCCUGUGAAAUAUUACGCGUAGUAGCUGAACCGGCUACAGCGCAAGAAGCGGCAAUUCAAACUGAAAAAGCUCAAAAGAAUCUGGAUGUAUUGACAUCUAAUUGCCUGGAAAUCAAAAACAGUCUACAGGAGAAUAUUGGAGCAUGGCAAGAAUAUGAAGUCUUAUUAGAGAAUGUCUCGGAAUGGUUGAAAGAAAAAGAAAAUUUGGUAAGACAAGAGGCUGCAAACCUACUAGAUGCUAAUCUCAUAGAGAACAAAAUAACAGAAAUUGAAAAACUUAAUGAAGAUGUGAAGAAAUAUGGAGAUGAAGUAAAUAAACUUACUGAAAUCGGAGAUAAGAUAUUAUCUCGUAAUCCUGAGUCUAGGGUAUCGCAAUAUAUUAAUCACUUAGCUAGCAGAUAUCAGGCCGUCAGCAAGUUCAUGGAUAAUCAUUUGAAUAGACUUAAAGAACUCAAAAACAAUAAAGAGAAAUACGACAAGUCAAUUGUAGAAUUUAAAAACUGGCUUACUGACGCAAACGCGAGGAUAGCGGAUUUGGCGGCUAUGAGUAAACAUGCAAAACCAUCGGCGGCUGAUUUAGCACAAGUGAAAAAACUGAGUGAAAACAAAGAUUUGGGCCAAAGAUUGCUUAAUAAUGCAAUUGAAUCUGGAGAAGCCUUGUUCAGCGGACUUAACCCAGAAGGUCGAGAACAAAUUCGUAAUGAACUAAGAUCACUAAGAGAUUACUUUGAAAAUUCAGUCGAUUCACUGAAUAAUGUUAUUAAAGAUAUCGAAACAACUAUAAAUAAACGAUCAUCAUUUGAUGAUACCUUUAAUCAAGUCCAGAAAUGGAUAAGCGAUAAAGAAAACGAAUUAGGCGAUUUCAAAUUAUGCGCAACUUUGCCGGAAAAGAAGGCGCAACUUCAUGCAAACAAAAUUUUACUUCAAGAAGUAGAGCUUCAUGAAUCUAUGCUCACUCAACUUACAGAGAAAAUCAAGUUAAUGCCAGAUGAAGAAGCAGAAAAAAGUCUUUCUAAAACUAUUGACCGAUACAGAGAAAUGUCGAAAGAGCUUGCAAAAAGAAUAGCUUCAUGUGAGCGUCAUGUCGUAGAUCAUGAAAAGUACGUGCAAAUGUUCGAAGAUUCUCGUGAUCGACUCAACCACAUUGUUGCAGAGAAUAGCAUGCUGACAUACAGUGUGGUAACGCAAAAAGAUGAUGUUGACUCUAAGAUUUCAGCUAUAGAGAAGAUCACAUCGCAAGGACCUAACAUACAAAACAUUCUAGACGAACUGAAAUCACAACUACAUGUUGUAUUAGAAAAUACUAGUCCAAACGGUCACCCCGUGCUUAUAAGUGAAUACGAGCAACUCAAAACUACUUGGACGCAAUUCGCUACACAAUGUGAAGAACAAGAUAAGAAACUCAAAGAUAUGUUGAAGCAAUGGAAUGAGAGCCAAAAAACUUUAGAUGAACUUGAAGAAUGGCUCAAAGUAAAAGAAAACCAGUUAAGAGAUCAAAGUCUUAAAAAUAAUCUCGAAGCUAAAAUUGGUCAUUUGCGAAAAGUGAAAGAAAUACGAAACGAAUUAUCGUCAAGAAGUGCGGACUUCACCGAUUUAACCAGCAAUAAACAAAGUGUAACAAGUGAGUCGGAUCUUACAAACAAGACAUCUAAAUUAGCUACUCGGUAUCAUACGCUAAACAACCUUGUGAAUGAAAUUAUUUCAAAAUAUGAAGUAUUUGUAGCUGAACACACUGCCUUUGAGAAAGAUUUUAACGACAUGGAAAAUUGGUUGAUGAAUAUGCUCGGGGAACUUCAAGAUUUGAAUGAAAUUGUCGGAGAUUAUGCUGUUUUACAAGAAAAGCAAAACAAAGCUAAGGAGCUUUAUGAAACUAGAAAUAAAAAGACUCCUGCAUUCGAAGAAUUCCUUAGUUUGGGUGAAAAGUUAUACGCGCACACAAGUCCCGACGGCAGAGAAGUGAUCCGCCAAAAAAUUAGAAAGAUAAGAACUCUCUGGGACACUUUUGGUGACAAUUUCCAAGAAACGGUUAAUAAACUUGAUCAAUGUCUCUUACAAUUUUCGGACUUCUCUUUAGCUCAAGAACAGCUAACUAAAUGGCUGAAAGAUGUUGAAAGAGCAAUGCAGCGUCAUACUGAAUUAAAGGCAUCCUUAGAAGAAAAGAAAGCCCAGCUACAGAACCAUAAAUUGAUGCACCAGGAAAUUAUGACUCAUCAGCAGCUUGUCGAAUCUGUUUGCGAUAAAGCCCAACAGCUAGUUGAUCAAACACAUGAUGCAUCUUUAAAUGUGUACUUGCAAUCUAUUAAACAAUUAUUCCAGAAUAUUGUAACGAAGUCUCAAAACUUACAAGAUAAUUUAGAAGAUUGUGUGAAACGUCAUGAAGAUCUUGUACGCCUUAUUCAACAGUUCAAAGAGUGGUUAAGUUCGCAAUCAGAAAAAGUACUAGACUGUGAAAAUGCCGUCGGAGAAAAACCUGAGAUUAUCAGAAAGUUACAAGCUGUUACAGCUCUCAAAGAUAUUGAAAAAGUCGGGUCUAAUAAAUUAGACGAAAUUCGUACCAUAUUUACUUCAGUAAGUAAAAGUACAUCAGAAGCUGGUAACGCCGCAAUUAAAUCUGAAAUUGAUAAUCUACACGACCAACUACGUAAAGCUAUUGAUAGCAUAGGAUCUUCAGAACAAAAACUCAAACAUACUUUGGACAUUUGGAACAAAUUUGAUACUUCCAUUGAAGCUAUUACUGAAUGGUUAAAGGAUAUGGAAACGAAAUGUCGUGACCAAGCACUCUGCUCCACAUUACAAGAAAAGGAAGCACAGCUGCAAAGAUACGUUGAUCUCCGUAAUGGUAUUCACGCUAAAGAAAAAGAAAUCGAUUCUUUUGUUGAUGAGUCCCAUAAUCUCAUUCAAGUAAGCGGUGUGGAAAGGCUUAAGCCUCUUGUCACGCAAGUAAGUAGCCGAUAUCAACAGUUGCAUGUAAUUUCAAAGGAAAUUGUUAAUCAUUGGUCUGAAGUAGUAAGUGACCAUAAAAAAUACAUUCAGCUACGUAACGAAUUUGACGCAUGGCUAAAACCUUUAGAAGAACAACUUUCACAAAUGACAACAAAAGAAGACAAGCUGAGUAUUGAAAGCAAAGGAAGCAAGUUACAAGUAUUUUUACUUGAACGCGACAACGGCGAACAUAAAAUUGGAAUUUUAACUACAGCUGGCGACAAAGUUUUGCCUGAAACUGCUGCAAACGGUAGGGAAAUUGUUCGUUCUGAAAUCCGGGAUUUGAGAGAAAGAUGGGAUAGACUAAAUGACAGCAUACUGCAACAACAAAAAGAAUAUGAAUCUCAAACAUUGCAGUGGUCUAGUUACCAAGAAGUUUUACAACAGACAUUAUCUUGGUUAGAUGAAAAAGAAAAGUUAGUCGAGAGCGAAGAGAAAGCUGUCUUAAAUUCAGCACAAGAAAUCAAAUCGAAACUCCUGAAAAAUAAAACAUUGUUGCAAGAAAUUUACUCACAUAAACGGGUUAUUGAAACUGUUACUGAAAAAGCUAAAAGUGUUGCCUCUUCAUUGCAUUCUGGCAAAGAACAGAGCGAUGAGAUGACGUCUAUCAUCCAAUCGGUUUGGGACAGAUAUAAUACGUUGACUAAUAGGUUGUCGGCUGUCAUUGAUAAGCAUGAAAGCACAUUCGAAAUCUACCAACAAUUUGCGGAGCAACAGAAAUCGUUACAAGACUACCAAAAACACCUGUGGGAUCGUUUGCACCUCUUAUCCGACUUCACUGGUAAUAAGGCUGCACUACAGGGCAAGUUAGCGAAACUUCAGGAAUUACUAGAUGCUAUUCCAAACGGCAGCAACAAGUUGAAAAUUUUGUCAGAUCUUAUAGAAAAUAAUAAUGCGAAAUUAUCGCCUAGGGGCAAAGAUGCUAUGUCACGUGAAUUAAGUCUUCUCAGAGCUGAUCUCGAAAAGUUUACUACGACUGUUCACGACGUUAAGCGCGGCAUUGAAGACAAAAUACAGCAAUGGAUUGAAUUCGAUAGUGCAAAUGAUCGCCUUCAGCAUUGGCUAAGUGAUACUGAAAUGAGCCUGAAAACAUACACACCCAAAGCUACUUUGGAGGAGAAAGUUGACCAACUUAAUAAAUAUCAGGCUAUUUUAGCUAAUCUUAAAAAGACAGAAAAUGACGUUGAUAAAUUAACAGAUGAGUUCAGCGAUCUUAUUGAAAAUUGUAAUGACACUCGAAUCACAAUGAAUCUCCAACAAAUGACCUCGCGUUUCCAAUCCGUGCACUCCACAGCCAAAGAACUGGUAAAGAAAUGUCAGCAGGCGGUCAAUGAUCACACUGCGUACCAGGAUAAGUAUAACCAAUGCACAGAAUGGAUAAAAACCGCUCAAUUGAAGUUUGAGGAGUGUCAGAAGAACUUGUCGAAUACUCCUGAUGGAAUAAACGCGAAACGAGAAAGUCUGAAUGAGUUACUUAGCCAACAACGAAACGCGACACUUUUAGUAAACAACACAGUUGAGCUCGGAGAAAAAUUAUAUCCUUCGACGUCACCGGAAGGAAAAGAAUUAAUAGAACAACAAUUACAAGACAUCCAACAGGCAAUAGACAACUUAUUCGAUAGUAUAAGUAAGGCUGAAAGAAACUUGGAUUCCGAACUUAGCAAGUGGUCAUCGUUUGAAGACAAUUUGAAAUCAGUUCAACAGUGGCUGACACUCGCUGAAAAGAAUCUCCCCAAAGACAUCGAAUUAAAGGCAACAUUGGAUGAAAAACGUAAUCAAUUGAAUGUUUAUAGAAAUUACUUGCAAGACGCAAUUGCCCACCAACAAGACAUAACAGAUUUAGAAAGUCGAGCUCAAAACUUGCCUGAUGUCACUAAAGAUAUUUCAAAAGAAAUUAAUCAACUGAAACAAAGACAUGAAGCUAUCUUAGCAAGGGCCAAAUCAUUCGUUGAACAAUACGAAGCUAUUGUUAAUAAUCAUCAACAAUACACUAAAGCGGUAAUGGAUCUUCAGGAAUGGGUAGAAGCAACGCAUAAUACAGCUCAAUUAUGGGGAGACGUGAAUUUAGAAAGAGUGGCUUUAAGCAGUAAUUGUGAAAAGUUGAAAUCACUGCAAAUUAAUUUACCGGAAGAAAAGAAUCGUAUCGAUAAAAUACGUUCGUUAGGAGAGAAUGUUUUGCCCGGCACUAUAAGCAGUGGACAAGCUAACAUUAGAAAUCAAAUUGACGCUUCUCACCAAGAAUGGGAGGGAUUAGUUUCCUUCAUCAAUAAAACAAUUGAAGGCUUAGAAAACAAGAUACAGCAAUGGAAUGAAUACGAAAAUAUGAAGGAUCAAUGCUUGGCUUGGAUAAGGAAUACGGAUAAUCAAAUACAUGCAGUUGAUCUCAAAGCAACGUUAGGAGAAAAACAAGACCAAUAUAAACAAUUCCUUGAACUGCAAGGUGAGGUUCGUGCAAAGGAACUCGAGAUUGAUAACAUUACGGAAAAAGCACAGCACCUAUAUACGGGAAUGCUAGGUCCGCGAGGAUCCCAAAUAUCUGACCUUACUGUAAAAUACCAAACACUAUCUCAAAAAGUGAAAGAUUUGACCAACAGAUGGCAGCAAUACGUAAAGACACAUCAAGAGUUUACUAGCAAUGUCGCAGAGUGUUCCCAAUGGAUCGAAGAGUUCAGAGAUAAGUUAGAUUUCUGCGCAGAUUUAAGUUCGGCCACACAAGAUGACUUGGAAACAAAAUUGGUACUUAUUCAAAAUCUAUUGUUAUUGAAAGAUGAAGGAUUUACUAAGGUGCAAUCAUUAGUAGAGCUAGCUCAAAACGUUAUGGCUAAUACUGCACCUCCUGGCCACGAAGCUAUUAAUAACGCCUUGGUUACACUCCAGGAACAGUGGUCAGCACUAUUAUCGAGAAUGAUUGAGACUAAAAAUAUAUUAAAUGAUUCCGUUACAAAAUGGGCUGGAUUCUUAGAGCAAAUUCAGUUUGUCGAUAAGAGUAACGCUUGGCUUGAAAGUAUGUUGUCAGAGUUAACGCCAUUUGAAAGCUCGAUGCCUGAUAAACGAGCACAACUUGAGAAACUUAAGGAAGUCGAGGAAAAAGCACGAUGCGAUCGCUUGGAUGUUGAUACAAUGAAGGCUAAGGCUGCUGAAAUGAUUGCUAGCGGUCAACAGAAUCAAACUGCUACGAGGGCACAAGAGGCUCUUAACAAAUUUGAUUCACUUUAUGACAAAAUCAAAAAAUUACUUUCAGACCGUGAGGAACAGUACAAAGACCAUCGUUUAUACAAAGAGGCUCACGACGAACUUAUACAGUGGUUGGGUAGAGCUAGAGAAAAAGUUCCAUCCUUAAAAUCAAAACCCCUGAGUGACAAGUUAGCAAUCGAGAAUGCUGUAACUCCGUUGGAUGCAUUAAUUAAUAAGCAAGCACAAGGAGAACUGUUAUUAGAACACUUGCAACAUACCGGUGAAGUAGUCUUAGCUAGCACAUCUCCCGAAGGACAGACAGUAAUUAAGAAUGAAAUGAAAGCUCUUAAAGAAAGCUUCGAUGACCUUUUCAAUGAAAUCAAGCAACAAAAGAGUCAAUUGGAAAAUACAAUUAGUCAGUGGCGAGAGUACAAAGAUGAGUACGAAAGGCUUUCCGACUGGUUGCAACAAAAGGAAAUUCUUAUUAAAAAUCAUAAAGUAGCUCUACUCGGAACGGCAAAAGAAAAGGGAGGUCAAGUCAAUGAAGUUAAAGAAAUUGUAGAUCAGCUGCAUAAGGGUAAGGUUGAUAUCGAUAGAUUCAAUUCUUCUGCCUCCGGCCUACUGUCGUCACAUCUCGACACGUACGUGAACAACCAACUACGUCAUCUUAAUUCAAGAUAUCAAGUACUUAUCAACAUGGCUAAUGAUGUUCUAAAGAAAGUAGAAACUAACUAUGAGCAACACCAAACUUAUGACGACAACUAUGUAAAGACAAAGAAAUGGAUCGACGACGCCUGGGAGAUAACUCGUAGCGGCAGUGAAGCCGGAAGCAAUAGCAGCAAAGAGGCCUUACAAAAACGUCUAGAACAAAUCGAAGAUCUUUUGAAGCGUCGUGAGGAAGGUCAGAAUCUCGUUCACGCUACUAUCAAUAGCGGAGAAAAAGUAUUAAGGAAUACUCGAUCAGACGGUAAAGAUAAGAUAAACACCGAACUAAAGGAAUUACAAAGCGAGUGGGACCGUCUGGUAAAGAAGAUGACCACAGCUAAGGUACAUCUAGAGACCGCUUUACUACAAUGGGCGGAUUAUAGCUCCAGUUAUUCUCAGUUGCAGCAAUGGAUUUCAGACAGAGAGGCAAAACUUCAAGAAGUAUGUGAACAAAAGGUUGCCAAGUCCAAAAAGGGGCAAGAUCGUGUAGCGGGUCUAACGACCGGUCUAAGCCUCGGUGAAAGAAAAGCAACACUCCGUCAAACAAACAAUAUUGUACAAGAUAUUGUUUCCUUUGAACCAAUGAUACAGUCUGUAACUUCCAAGGCUUCGGAGUUGAUGCAGCAAGCUCCGGCGUCUGAAAUUACUAGCAAAUACGAGACCUUGACAAAACAGGCUAAAGAUUUAUAUGAAAAACAAAAGGAGACAGUGGAACAACAUCAAGCAUUUAUUGACGCCGGUACAGACUUUGUCCAAUGGAUUAGAGCCGCCAAAGAAAGGCUAGGAAAGUGUUCUGAUGCGACCGGAGAUAAGGAAUCUUUAAGCAGCAAAAUAUCGCAGCUUAAGGUAUUAGAAAGUGAACUUCCCGAAGGUCAGAAAAAACUGCAGAAGGCCCUCGAGCUAGGAGAGAUUUCUUGCAGUUUAGCAGACGAGGACGACCGCGAGGAGAUUGAGGAAGAAGUGGCUCUAUUGCAAGAAGAGUUCGAUACCUACGUAGAGCAAUUAAACAACACAAAGGCCCUUAUCGAGGGAGGUAUCGUGAAGUGGACAGAGUACGAGGAACAAUACAAGGAAGCCUUGGACUGGUUGUCGAAGACUGAGAAACUCGUACAAUCUUUCAACAAGCUGCAGAACAACUUAGAACAAAAGAAAGUCGUUCUUGAAGAAUUCCAGGGUCACCUCCAAACAUUAUUUGAUUGGCAAGCGGAGUUGGACAAGCUGAAUAUGAGAGCGCAAACUCUCCUGGAGACGUGUGCUGACACGAGGAUCUCCAAUGGCAUCACUCAGCUUACCACAAAGUACAACGCUUUGCUCUCACUGGCCAAGGAGGUGAUGAAGAGACUAGAGCUGCAUUACCAAGAACAUCAACAACAUAACGCUCUGUACGGUGAAUGCCAAGACUGGCUGGACAGAACUCGAGAGAAACUCAACCAAUGCGCCGACAUACCAAACAAUCUCCAAGAGGUCAAUAAUAAGUUAAACACUAUCAAACUUCUGCGCCAAUCUCUGGAGCAGGGCCAGAACAAGCUGAGAUAUCUUCUAGAAUUAAAAGAGAAGGUGAUAAUGAACACAGAGCAAGCCGGUGCAGCUAAGAUCCAAGAAGAUACGGAUAAUUUGAAGCAAGAAUUCGAUAAACUGAUCGCUGAUCUCCAAGAUGUGAGGAAUAAACUAACCAGCAGAGCUUCACAGUUCGAUGAUAUUUCUAAGAUUCACAAACUCCUAGUCGAAUGGCUUGACGAUAUUGACCAGAAGAUCCAAUCUGACGAUUCUCUACUCAAUGAUUUAUCAGAAAAGAAGGCCAAGUUAGAAAAGUUCAGAACAUUCAACCGAGACAUUGACUCUCAUCAAGAUUUGGUCAACAAACUCAAUGAAAAACUUCGAGAAGAUGCUUCGCUUAAAUCUAAAGAUAUUGAAGAUAGUCUACAAAGAUACGGAGAUAUUAGGAAGACUGUUAGUGAUAUGAUUAGCAAACUUGAAGAGUACGUAAACACGCAUAUCCAAUAUAAGGAAUCAUACGACAGCUUCUACGAUUGGAUACGUAAUUGCAAAAUAGAAAUACAGCAGUGUUCCGAUUCACACGGAGAGAAGAAAGAAGUGCAGGAAAAACUAAAGAAUGUCAACAAAAUUAUUAAAUCUUUGCCCAAGGGAGAAGCUUUACUCAAGAAAGCGAUUCAACUGAGCGAAGCUGUAUUAGAAACAACAGGCAAUGAAGGCAAAGAUAAUAUUAACCAAGAAAUCAAACAAUUAAAGAUUGAAUGGGAAAAUCUACAACAUAUCUGUAAAGAUACCAAGAAGCUUCUAGAGAAAUGUCUCUCCGCUUGGUCUGAUUUCUUGGAAACUUCGGAGAAGAUGACCACUUGGGUAAAAGACUUCGGAGGUAAAUUGGCCACUGUCCAAAAGGUCGAUAAAAUCACUCCCGAAUAUCUGGACAAGUGUCGCGAUUUACUUGCUCAAGCGCUCGCAAACAAGCACGUUUUAGAAGAACUGAACGACAGAUGUGAAAAUCUCAUGGAGCUCAGUGCCUGCGCCUGGGUUCGCGAUAAGACCGUCAAUUUGCAAACCGAAUAUACAUCCUUACUGACCAAGAUACAAAGUCUAGUAUCCAACGGCGAAAAGAAUUUGUCCGAUCAUACCGAGUUCAUCAAAGCUAAGAAUGAACUUCAACAAUGGCUAGAAACCGCUCACGGCACCGUUCAGGAUUCCAUCGGAGUCGGUGAUAUUGAUACCACUAAAGAUAAACUGGAAACUGUUAAGCUUGUCAGUAACAGAAUGACAGAGGGUCACCAUCUCCUGGUUGUCCUGCAGGAAGCAUUUAAGAAAGCUCUGAAUAAUACACCACCUGAGGAACAGGACAGCUUACGUAACGAUGUGCAGGUUCUCCAAGAAAGUUGGGAUCAGCUGAAGAUCGACCUUAACUCUAUCACUGCUCAGCUCAAAGCGGCGAUCGGCAAAUGGGAAGACUUUGAGGAAUCGAAGAACAAACUCAACCAAUGGAUCAGCAACACCGAACAGAAUCUCGAUAAAGUGGCGCCGACUGGCGGAGAGCUGGGCGAGAUGAAGACCUUGCUAGAGAAGUACAAGCACAUCGAGGACGAAAUAGACAACAAGAAACCGGAAUUAGACAGACUUAAAGAAGAAGCCGCGGAACUCAGCGGAUGGGCAAAGAAACCUGCCGUCAAGCAAUCCGUCACAGAAAUAGAGAAGAAGUGUAACGCUCUAAGAUCUAAGUGCGCUGCAAAGAAAGUGGAGCUGGAGAACGAGAUCAAGGACUACAACCAGUACCACCAAUCGCUGCAGGAUACGGAGAAGUGGCUGCUGCAGGUGUCGUUCCAGUUGAUGGCGCACAACUCCCUGUACAUCGCCAACAGGGAGCAGACGGAGGAGCAACUAGCGCAGCACGCGGUACUGCUAGAUGAUAUACAGAAGUACCGCGCUACAUUAGACGAUCUAGAAGGGAAAGGUCGUGCCCAGAUCGAACGCUACGAGGCCACCACUCCCACGAUACGGGACACCGUCGGCAAGCAGUUGAAGAACGUCAACGAUAGUCACAAGAGCCUGUUGGCGACCGCGCUCCAGAUCGAAAGACGAUUGCGCGAAGGUCUUGCCAAGUUCAAGGAGUACGAGGACACGCUGGAGAGCAUUCUCAACAACCUGGAUGAGUGUGAACCUGCCAUUACCGAGCUGGAUGUUCCCGUUGAUGGUCUCACGCAUGGACGAGAUCUAUUGGAUAAAGCGAGGCGUCUCGAGGACCUCAUAGACCAGCAAUAUGUGAGCGAGCUGGCUGCGCCGAGGGUCGAUGUGUUACUUAAGAGCCUCGAAUCACCAGAAUUCAGCGAGAAAAUGAACUCGUUGCAAAUGAAGGUACAAAGUCAUCUGGAAACCCUGGGUGAUGCGGUCCACGGUAUGGAGGAGGCUAUGAAGCAAGUCCUUGAGAUACAGGAUUGGAUAAACACUCACAAGGCUCUCGCCCACGAUUGGUUGUCUAACCCAUCCAAACUGCGACCUGAAGCGGCUAAAAAUGACAUGGCCGCAAUGAGCGACGCCUUGGCCUCACUUGCUGAGAAGAGGAACAGAUUGCUCACUGAAAUACCAACAGAAGGUUUAGAAGAUGAAAUCAACCUUGAAGAAGAACUGGAUAACCUCGAGAAGACAAUUCUCCAAGCAAUUGAGAGGGAAAAGUCCAACCAAGGCAUUAUCGAUGACUUCCGUCAUAAAUGCCAGGAGAUCCACGAUUGGUUCGACGCUGUAUUGAAGAAGAUGUGUCUCGCUGAUAAAGGAUCUGGUCUCCCAUGUCCUCAGAAGCUCAGCGCUUUGAAGGAACUGUCCAAUGAAUUUGGACAAGCUGGCAAAGAUAAAGUCGAUAACAUCAAGAGCGUAGGCACACAAGUUAUCAACAUUGUGAGUAACUUGGAGUCACAGCAAGUGGAAGAACAAAUGAAGUCAGUAGAGAGAAGAUAUAAUGAUAUCGCUAAACGAAUCCAACGCAAACUCCAGAUGCUCGAAAUCACCUACAAAGCAAUUGACGGUACCAAGAGCGAGGUCAACGCUCAAAACGAAUGGCUUCAAAAGGAAAUCGACAGUAUUCUUCAUCCUGAGCCGCUUGGCUAUGAAAGUAAAUCAGUAAAAGAAAGACAAAAGAAGAUUGCCAACCUUUUGAAAGAAACAGAUGGCAAGAAAACAGUUAUUGACUCUUUAGAGAAGAAGGUCAGCAACAUCCAAUCCGAACUUGAACCAUCAGAACAAAUGCAAUUGGAAUCAGAGUUAUCCGAAUUGGCAUCAAAGCAGAAACAACUUGCCUCACUUAUUAAACAGGAAAUAGAAAGAUUGAGCGGAUGUGCUGAAAUCAGAAAGAAAUUGGAGAAUGAUAUUGAAAAGGCAAAGAAUUGGCUUAAAUCUAAAUUGGCCGAUAUCAAAAAGCUCGGUGGUCCAGUGCCACUAGAAGUUGGAAAGGUAGAGAAAGAAAUUGCCGUUCACAAGAAACAUCAAAAAGAGCUGUCAGAUUUCCACAACGACACACUUUCUGAGGUCAUUCGCCAAGGAAAUACUGUGUCCAAAGACUGUUCACCUGAAGAUCGUACUAAACUGCAAGCUAUCUUAGAAGGACUAAAUAAACAAUACACAUCAGCUAAAGUAGAUAUUGAUAAGAAACUUGCAGCAUUAAAUAAACUUUUGCAAGGCAGAAAUGAAUUCGAAAGUGAUGUAGCCAAAUGCCAAAGCUGGCUGAAUGAGGCUGAAGUUGCCGCCACGCCUGAACUCCGUACUACCAGUCUGCAACUCUUGGAAGAACAGCUUGCUAAGUUUGAGAAGCUCAGCAAAGAAGCUGAAGAUGUGGAGAAGAAUAUUACAAAAAUCAAAGACAAAUCUAAGGACAUCAUGGAAACAUUAUCUGAUUCAAAUAAAUUACAACUUAAAGAACAAGUAAACGUUCUCUCUGAUAAAUUCGCUAGAAUCAACGCUAUUAUCAACGACAAAAAGAAUAUUUUAAUUAAGCACAUCAAGGAAUAUAAAGAUGCCGCAGCCAAGAUUGCUGCAGCUCUAGAAUUCUUGAAUGAAAUUCAAAACAAACUAAAGGCUCUUAACAAACCCAUUGGUAGCAAAGUUGAAGAUGUCCAACCCGUUAUCCAGGCUUAUGAAUCUAUUCUCGCCGACUUGAAAAAGAACAAGGCAAUGCUCAAUGAAUUACAAGGAGGAAACCUUCACGACCUCCAAGAUAUACUAACGCAACAGGAUGACCUGGUUACUACUAUCGAAGAUCAAAUUUCUAGACUUAAACAACUUCUGUUACUUCGUGAACAGUUCUUUGCUCUAGUGAAAGAAAUUGAAGAGUUCAUCACUAAGUAUACCGAUGUGACCGCUGAAAUCGAAAGGUCUAAUGAUACUCUGGAAGACAAAAUCAAACGCUAUGACGAUAUUAUAGUAAAGAUCCAAGGUUGCGAAGCUCUGCUAGCUACUGCUACAGACAAAGGUCAGCAAAUUGCAGCAGAAGGAACUGUUAUUGAUAGAAACAACAUCACUGAACUUUUGCAGUCGUUGAAGCAGCAACUCCUGACAUUACGAAGACUUGUAGAAUCAAAGAGGCAGGAACACGAAAGAGCAGCAGCCGAGCAUAAGAAACUCGCAGCAGAUCUUUCUGAAAUCUUACAAUGGCUGCACGACAACGAAGCUGCGGUACAUUCCCGUCCACUUUUGAACAGAGAUGUCGCUAGUGUUGAUAAGAAGCUAGUCGAGCACGCUGCAUUAGCAAAGAACGUACAAACUUAUUUGGACAAAUUUACAAAGAUCUCCGACAUUAUAAAGAACGACGACGGUGUGCCGGGAUCUCUCCUAGAAAUGGUAUCAGAGGGCAACUCAUUGAAGACAUCUCUUCCUGAGGAAUUAGCAAACAGGGAGAAACAUUUGAAAGACAACAAAAAAUACAGACAGCAAUACAUACAAAUGGUCGAGAAAUUAAACAUCUGGGUGAACGAAGCCGGAAUAAGAUUAGACAUGGGCAAAAACGGUACUGACUUUGAGAACAUCGAGUCUGACCUAGAAGAACAUAAAUCAUUCUUCAACACGUCAGAACCUGAAAUGAAAGACCUGGUUGGUAAGAAGAUGCAAGACAUCGUUGACAAGAUCUGGCCAUCACUAACAGCAUCCGAGCAGGAGGAACUAUCAAAAGACCAUCAGAAGCAUAACCAACUGCUAAAGAACACGUUGAACUCUGCUAAAUCGCGACAGGCACAGCUGGAACAGGAUCUGGAGAUUUGGAAGGACUUCUGCCAGCUGGUGGAGAAGAUUAAGUCUAUCCUGGAUAAGAACGACAUAGAAGAGGAGCAGAUCACCACUGUGGAUGCUCUGCGGUUAUACCUGGAGAAGCUAAACCACGCCAAGAACGACUUAGAGGUAAGUCUUUUGAGUUACUUUUAUAGUUAA
This is a messenger RNA of Papilio polytes (common Mormon), 20895 nucleotides long. RefSeq names its product nesprin-1 (gene Msp300). Gene Ontology annotation, cellular component: nuclear outer membrane; cytoplasm; meiotic nuclear membrane microtubule tethering complex. Gene Ontology annotation, biological process: nuclear migration. Bases 289 to 20895 code for a protein of 6868 amino acids. NCBI's taxonomy places the organism in Eukaryota, Metazoa, Arthropoda, Insecta, Lepidoptera, Papilionidae. The transcript is spliced from 26 exons. The record is from RefSeq and is a predicted model, not a curated record. Gene Ontology annotation, molecular function: actin filament binding.